Molecule: messenger RNA, 2371 nt
Organism: Lagopus muta (rock ptarmigan)
Lineage: Eukaryota; Metazoa; Chordata; Aves; Galliformes; Phasianidae
Gene: CHRM5
Product: cholinergic receptor muscarinic 5
Exons: 2
Coding region: 768-2354 (528 amino acids)
Biological process (GO): G protein-coupled receptor signaling pathway, coupled to cyclic nucleotide second messenger; chemical synaptic transmission; gastric acid secretion
Cellular component (GO): plasma membrane; dendrite; synapse
Molecular function (GO): G protein-coupled serotonin receptor activity; G protein-coupled acetylcholine receptor activity
Source: RefSeq, a predicted model, not a curated record
GAUGCCAUGCGUGCUCACUGUCCUGAGAGAUGACAAAACACUACACCCUUCGGGAUUUUCUCCCUCUGUUCUAAAGCAGCAUAUCACAUCUGUGUCUGACAGAAGCAUAAGGAGCUGAGGGAAGCAGACCUUCAUCAUCCUUCCCAGAAUAUCACUGCAUGGGUUAAAAGUUAAGAUGAAGUCUACUGAUCCUACGUUUUGCCUACAAAUUAUAAAAUGUGGAGGCUACCGAAGCGUGCAUUCCAACUUUUCAGUGUUGGAAUCAUCGACAGAAAACAGAUGGAAUUUACUGGAUGCUAAAUCUUUAAAUGAAUUUUUAAUGGGUACUGAACACUCGAGUUAGCUGAAGUCAGUGCAUUUGCCUCUUUUUUUCCUUUUUGUUUGAGGGGGGGGACAAAAAAGGGGAUUUAAAAGAUGCAAAGUUCACAGGUUAUUUUCUGUUGCCUGAUUAAGGCAGAAUAAACAAAAAUACUGAAUGUGGGAGAGAUCAAAUAUUGCAGAUACCUGGAAAUGAAUUGGAAACGACCAACAUCACAAGAUGAAGCAGCAGUGAACAAGACGCUGUGGAAAAAGAAAUCACAAGACGAGAGUGCAUAAUGCAUUUCAAAUUGAAGAAAGCUUCCUAUCUGCUGAGUGAACCUCAGUAUAUUCCGACAGAGCACAGAUAAAGCUUCAGUCAACUAUAUCUCCUAGCUGCCUCCAAAAGAUAUACAGAAAACAAUAUGCAAGAGUGCUAAGAUUCUGAUGACAAUUGAUCAAGAAAAAGAAUGGAAGUAAAUCUAUUCAGCAAUUCUACUGUUAUAAAUAGUUCAUCCAUCAACCAUAAACAGUUAGAAGGGCACAGCCUCUGGGAAGUUAUUACUAUUGCCACUGUAACUGCAAUUGUAAGCUUAAUAACCAUAGUGGGAAAUGUUCUUGUAAUGAUAUCCUUCAAGGUUAACAGUCAGCUCAAAACUGUUAACAACUAUUACUUGCUCAGUCUUGCCUGUGCAGACCUCAUCAUUGGAAUAUUCUCUAUGAACCUCUAUACCUCUUAUAUACUCAUAGGCCAUUGGUCUCUUGGAAGCCUGGCGUGUGACCUGUGGCUAGCGCUGGAUUACGUAGCUAGCAAUGCUUCAGUCAUGAACCUCCUAGUCAUCAGCUUUGACAGAUAUUUUUCCAUCACAAGGCCUUUGACAUACAGAGCUAAACGCACGCCCAAAAGAGCUGGCAUCAUGAUUGGCCUGGCUUGGCUAAUCUCCUUCAUUCUAUGGGCACCUGUAAUAUUAUGCUGGCAGUAUUUUGUGGGUGAACGAACAGUACCCCCUGAGGAAUGCCAGAUACAGUUUUUAUACGAGCCCAUUAUCACUUUUGGUACUGCAAUUGCUGCUUUUUACAUUCCAGUGUCAGUGAUGACCAUUUUAUAUUGCCGCAUCUACAAAGAGACUGAGAAACGUACCAAGGACCUCGCUGAACUGCAGGGUUCUGAGUCUGUGGCCGAAUUUGAGACAAUAAAGCCUCGAAAAGCUUUCCUGAAGUCUUGCUUCAGUUGCAAGCAACAAAACUUAGUCAAAAGGGAGAGAUGUCAGGCUUCCUGGUCUUCAUCCAGUCGAAGUACAUCAGCUACAGUGAAGGCAUCCCAGGCAGUGAGCACGUGCACUGAGUGGGCUAAGGCUGACCAACUGACCACCUGCAGCAGCUAUGCAUCAUCAGAAGAAGAGGACAAACUUGCCACUGAUCCUGUUUUCCAAGUUGCAUACAGGAGUCCAUCUAAAGGUAAGGAAGAAGAAUUUAAUGAAAGGGAAAGUAAGGAUAUUGUUGUCAAAGACCAACCUGAAGAAAACGAUUUUGAGACCCAGCAAUACUUUUUGUCACCUGCCAUCGGCCAAAAAAGUAAAAAAUGUGUGGCCUACAAAUUCCGCUUGGUGGUUAAGGCUGAUGGCACUCAGGAAGCCAACAAUGGUUGCCGUAAGGUAAAAAUAACUCCUUGUUCUGCUGCUGUGUCGAAGGAUCCUUCCAUCAAAAGCAUGGAUCCAAAUAUAAAUAACCAAAUCACCAAAAGGAAAAGGAUGGUUCUUAUAAAAGAACGUAAAGCAGCACAAACUUUGAGUGCCAUUCUUUUGGCUUUUAUCAUCACAUGGACUCCCUACAAUAUAAUGGUUUUGAUCUCCACAUUCUGCUCGGACUGCAUUCCUCUGACAUUGUGGCACCUUGGAUACUGGCUAUGCUAUGUGAACAGCACUGUUAAUCCCAUGUGUUAUGCUCUCUGUAACAAAACUUUCAGGAAAACUUUUAAGAUGCUACUUUUCUGCCAGUGGAAAAAGAAAAAAGUGGAAGAGAAACUGUACUGGCAGGGCAAUACUCGAAUGCCAUAACAACUCCUAUAUAAGAG